AGGCGGCCCGGCUCCUUCCCCCUGAGCCCCGGCUCCCGGCGCCUUUAAGCCGAGAGCCGUGCCGGGCUGGCGGGGAGCGAAGGCGGGUGGCGGCGCCGGGCGGCCAUGGCGGGCUGGGCCGCCCUGCUGGCGCUGCUGGCACUGCCCGCCCUGCCCCGCCGCGCCGCCGGCAGCGGCUGUGCCGCCCGCGGGUUGUGCUGCCCGGGCCGCGACCCGGCCUGCCUCAGCACCGGCCGGCGGCCCGACGGAGCCCACGGGCCGUGCUACUGCGAUCAGGCGUGCACCCGCACCCUCGACUGCUGCCACGACUACGCCGAUGCUUGCCCAGUUGUCCCCUGUGUCGUGUCUCAGUGGAGUGUCUGGAGUGGCUGCGCGGAGCCUUGCAAGACAACGUAUCGUGUGCGGAGGAGGCACAUCAUCCAGGAGCCCAGGAAUGGAGGAGAGGCAUGCCCUGCUCUGGAGGAGAGGGCUGGCUGCGUGGAGUACUGGACUCAGCAAGGAACAGAGUGCAAACAGUCCAUGAUCCCAGCAUUAAUAACAACAGGAGGGUUUGGAAAAGCGAGGAAAAGAAGAGCUGCAGCUGAUGGCAGUGAAAGAGCAGGGUACUGUGUCGAGUUCCAGCUCGUGGCCAUCACACAGGGCUGCUUGCAGAGCCGUCACUCAUACACUCGCUGGAUGCAGUAUCUCAGGGAGGGCCAUACUGUCUGCGUGGAGUGUCAGCACCCAGCUUUAGACUCCAAAAGCCUGCAUUGUCAUGGGGAUGGCAGUGGAAGCAAAAUGAAUCAGCUGCUGCAGUGGCAGGCAGUAGGGAACCCUCGAUGCAAGGGAACCUGGAAAAGAAUUCGCCAGCUGGACACUUGCUCCUGUCCUUCUGUUCACAGCUUCUUGUUCAUCUAACUCCUCCUGACAGUCCCAGCGAGCAAGUGCUGUGAUGGCUUGUCUGGCACCAGCCUGUGGCAGCAGUAGGAAGCACAACCAAAACGAUGACUUCUUUAUGACAGAGGCUGUGUCACUCUCCACGAGGUUGCUGUCUGUACUGGGGCGUCCUGAAUCCUCUCUGUGCGUGUGUGCUCCUUGAUUCCCAAAGAAAUCAGGCUGGCUGCGAAAUGCUCUUUUUGUGCACUCAUUACUGAGAGGGGCCUGUCAGACCUCCAUGACUUCUUGCAGCUUCUCCCUUUCCUAAGCAAACUGGACCAAAAAGGCCACACAAACCCAAGUUUAAUAAUUAUCCUUCUAAAGUCCCAGUGAAGAAUCAACAAUGUAGAACAGAUGAACUCAAGUGCCUUUAUUUCAUGGCAGUGACACUUUUGUGGGUGCUUCCUGUUUGUGCCUAUGUAUCUUUUCCUUUUGUUUUCAACCUCCCUGGUCUCAUCAUUUCACAUUGAUCUUCAGCCUUACAAAGGGUUGCUCUUGUGCUGCUGAGAUGCUGGCAAAGCAUAGAAACAAAUCUGUGAAAAUAGGAGGUACCAAGGAUAAGUUGUGCCUUGAAGUCAGGCUUCAAGGAGCAUCUCUAAGUUGCCCCAAAAUGCUGUGCAGUCCUGGGGCUCUAAACAGGAAGUCAUCCCAGCUGUGCCAGGAGGGGUAGCUAUAGCCUUAUAUUUUUGGCUGUAAAAUAUUUGAAAUAUUUUCUUGAUAGUCUGGUGAUUUAUAGUCAUACUUCUCUAUAAAUGAAAAUAAAGGAGACUGGAGUAUCUAUUUGA
Molecule: messenger RNA, 1700 nt
Organism: Dryobates pubescens (Downy woodpecker)
Lineage: Eukaryota; Metazoa; Chordata; Aves; Piciformes; Picidae
Product: somatomedin-B and thrombospondin type-1 domain-containing protein-like
Exons: 5
Coding region: 106-897 (263 amino acids)
Source: RefSeq, a predicted model, not a curated record